Messenger RNA from Theobroma umbraticum, 711 nucleotides. RefSeq names its product patellin-6-like. The record is from RefSeq and is a predicted model, not a curated record. Gene Ontology annotation, molecular function: lipid binding. Lineage: Eukaryota; Viridiplantae; Streptophyta; Magnoliopsida; Malvales; Malvaceae.
AUGGAAGCUUUGAAGCAAAAAGGAGAGAGAAUCGUACAGUGGGGAGUGAAGUUUGAGUGUGACGUACUUCUUUUGGUUAGAUUUAUAAGGCCUGAAGAUGUUCCUGUACAGUAUGGUGGAUUGAGUCGACUCAACGAUUUGCAGAAUGGUCCUCCUAAACCAGCCUCCGAGUUCACUGUCAAGGGAGGAGAGAAAGUGAACAUUCAAAUUGAAGGGAUUGAGGCUGGUGCAACCAUAACGUGGGACCUUGUAGUGGGGGGAUGGGACUUGGAAUACACUGCAGAGUUCGUGCCCAAUGCGGAGGGUAGCUACACCAUUGCGGUGGAAAAGCCAAGGAAAUUGAGUCCAUCAGAAGAGGCCAUUCAUAACUCCUUCACAUCAAGAGAAGCUGGGAAAAUGGUACUUUCUGUGGAUAAUUCUGCUUCCAGGCGAAAAAAGGUUGCUGCUUAUCGUUAUAUUGUGCGCAAGUCAGCCCUGGUGUAGCUUCUCAAUAGAGGAGUUUGUAAGAGUAUUUGUCUUAAUUUUGUUUUAUUUUGAUCCUUUUUUCUGUCUUCCCCCUUUAGGGGUUUAAUCAGUGAUUGUGAACUUUCUUUCUCUCAAGUCUACUUGAUAGUACUAAAUUGCUAAUGUGCUGUAUAAAUAUGGAGUUGUCAUUAUAUGGCUUAAUGUAUACUUAAUAGAAGAAGAAGCAGUUUAACUUUCGCUUAAAAA